Cyprinus carpio (common carp) is the source of this 3267-nucleotide messenger RNA. Its product is annotated as leukocyte receptor cluster member 9-like. The record is from RefSeq and is a predicted model, not a curated record. NCBI's taxonomy places the organism in Eukaryota, Metazoa, Chordata, Actinopteri, Cypriniformes, Cyprinidae. Bases 343 to 1896 code for a protein of 517 amino acids. Gene Ontology annotation, molecular function: metal ion binding. The transcript has 8 exons.
CAGUAUAUCUUCACUGGAAAAUGGAGCGUGUAAUAUGCUUGGACAUAAAGGACCACGUGAAGAUAUCGAACCGAACUGUUUAAAAGAACCGAUUCGUGCAAACGAGUCGGACUUUUAGAAUUCUUUGGCCGAAAACUACAAUACCCAGUAGAACCCCAAGACUUAACACCGGAAGUGGCCUUUGUGAACAUUGUCCUAGCAGCACAGCAAUUUGUAGGCUAACUAUGAGUCAUUUGAACCAGAUGAUGUAAUCUUGUACGUGUUAACAUUAACACUAACCAGUCAACUUCGAGGCUAGUUUUCUGAUUCAUUGUGACUUGAGCUCUGUUGAAGCUGUCAAAUAUGGCAUCUGAGGAAACGAGAACUGAGGAAAACCUGACAGAGGAUUCUGACGGACAGAUCCACACAGAUGAUAUGAAACAAGAAACUAGCCAAAACAUUUGUCAGCACUUCCUCUUGGGCAGAUGUCAUUUUGGAGACAGAUGUCGACUGUCUCACAGAGUACUUGACGUCCCUCAAACCACACACUCAGAGGAAGAUGAUACAGCCGUCACAGAAAAGCAGAGCAAGACCCAAAAAAUCAGAAAACCGAUAAACGCAGAAAAACAGCAUAUAAGGAAUGAGAAGGAAGGGUGUAAGAAGAAGCCACGCAUGCGUACAGCCGACGAAGUCAUCUCCAGAAUUAUAUGGGACUCCUCAGUGGACCCAGCUGAUUUUAUAGUCGGUCACCUGGACCGUUUCCUUGGGGUGCUGGAACGCCCAUUCUCGGACUUCUCUUGGGACACUCAGGUAUGUGACUGUGACUUCUCUGAGGAGCUGUCUAUCCCUCGUCAUAGGAUCCAGUACUUCAGCUACAAAGGCCAGCGGCUGUGGGAUAGGGACAGUCGCACUGACAGGGUGUUCGGUUCAACAGGGCAGACUAUUUUGCCCCCUUUUGGUGGUUUGAAUCAGCAACAAGACAAUUUAGCUGACACUGACCAACAUGAAGAGACCUCCAACACAGCAGAUGGCCAAGAGCAAGCGACUGAAUUUUCUAAGGAACAGGAUGAUGGUGCAGCUACAAUUAAAACAAACAAACAAGAACUGGGAGAUGCUAUAGAUCACUCAUUUACCGAAAAUGCUGAAGAUGAUGCUUUACUUUUGCGAAAAGAAACGGCACAAGAAGACCAAAACAUGUCGGCUACCGAAGAUUUGAAUGAGUUGGCUGAGUUAUCCAUCGCUCCGAAAGAGGAAGAGACUGAAAUAGUGGAAGAAUGUAAGGACAGCUGGGACGGAGAGAACUGUCCUCCUCGGUCCAACCGUCCUCCUCCACGCAAAGCCACCCACUUUAUCUGCUUCCGCGUGGACUCUCCCGCUGCUCUCCAGGCCUUUCAGCGCAUUCAGAAAAAGGUUCUCUCCCAGCUUCCUCAGUCAGAGCCGCUAUGGGUGGACCCUGCAACUUUACACGUCACUCUUUCCCUACUUGUCCUGAAGGGCCCAGAGGAAGUCAGCGCUGCUGCUGAGCUCCUGCGUACCAUAGUCAGAAACUCCCACAAACCCCCUAUUUCUGUGUCUUUCACCCCAAAACUAAAGCACUUUAAUGGGACUGUUCUCCAUGUGGCCCCACAACCCCUGUUCGAUGUCCAGUUCCUGAAUUCCCCUAUUCAGGAAGCCUUCAAGGAGAAGGGCUGGCUACACCGCCAUUCCCGAUGCCCAACAUACCACCUCACCCUGGCCAAAUCACGGGAGCCCAUGAAAGAGAAGAUGUUUGAAGGGAUAGGGACUGUUAAACUAGCCAAAGAUAUCAACUUCGGGAAGCUAGAAGUAAACAAACUCUAUCUUUGUGUGAACGGUCAUUCAAACACAGAGAACGGUUUCUAUCAGGUUGUGUGUGUUGUGCAGCUGCCCAAUGUGUAAAAGCGCCUGGUUUAUGUAUCAUCUGAACUCAGGGUUGAUACUUAAUUACUACAUCAAAUAAUUUAUAUAUUGAAACGAAAAAUUUUAAUCAUCCUAAAUCCUAAUCAAUCCUAAAAUUACUCCUUUCCAAUCCAGUUCUGAUUUUAAAAAUGUUUACAAUAAUUUAUUCAUCAUCUUUGUUGUAGUGAGAAACACUAUUCAGUUUUGUAUCUUUACGUUCUCUCUUCACAAACUCAAAGUGUGGAUAACACAAGCAUUUGUGACAAUGGACGUUCUUUAUAUGUACUGUAUAUGUACAGUAGUCAUAUUUCAGUGCAGAAGCCAAAUUAAAUUGAAUGGCUAAAUAACUGAACAGCUUUGACAUUUGAAUUUUACAUUAUUUUAUUAUUUAAAUUUGAUUUUGUUUUCAUCUAUUUUUAGGUUAGUUUAAAUUUAAUUUGUACAUUUUUUUUUUGUACAAAUAUAAGAAGACCUUCUCUUAGUUUAGGUUUGUGUGUGCGUUUGCUUACCCUCUCUAAGGUAAAGACACACAGCAUUCACCUUAACUGUACCUGGUAAUUUCUUCACUUUCUGUUCAGGCCUUUAUUGUAAGAUGUUGCUAAGUGACUCAGUGCAGGGCAGUAUUUUUGGAUCACUUAUCGAAUUGGAUGUGAGUGGGAGUGUGUAAUUUUUUUAUUGAAAGUGGACUGGAUAUAAAUAAGUAAUUCACCAUGUAUUUCAGCUAUGUUUUUAUAGCACACGCUCUCAAUUAUUCAAGAUCAAACAAACAGCUCUGAACAGCCGUACAUUUAGCCACUGGAAUGUCUUUUAUUAAAUCAAUUAAAUCAAACUAGAUGACACACUUUUAUGAAUAUAUUUUUCUUGCGCUCGUGUGUUACAGUAGCAGCUCUGUCGGAGAUGUGAGCGAGGAAGUCUUGCAUACAUAACAUCAUUUUCUCUUUCCUCAUGCACACUAUACAUAUAUGAAUGCUUGUGCAGUCUCUUUCUCUCCAUCCCUCUUUCCUGUGCUUCUCCAUCCAGCACCCCUCCCCCAUCCUCACUCGCUUUCUCUUUCAGUGACACAGAAAAACCAACACCACCCUCCCUCUCUCAUGCAUUCAUACGCCCCCCACCCCAUACUCCCUUGGUACACAAAUACCCAUCUCUCCAUCCCUCACUCAUUCUGUUGUUUUCAUUGUAUUUUUUAUUAUUAAUCCCCCUAUCUCGGUUAAACCUCCCGGGCCACCGAGAGUCUUCAGCCCUUCCUUUCGCCGCCCAUCACCUACUUCAUUUGUGGUUAAAGACUGCGUUAAAUAAUCAUCAUAAGCAUUUAUGGGAAUUCCCUGAGAACUUAAGCCAAACAGCAUUGAUUAAAUUUGGAAAACCUUGUGA